CUCUCUGUGUCAGCAGAGCCACAAGAGGGCUCGUCAGGCAGGGCGUCUUGGUGUGUCUGGCUGUCCACGGUCAGGUGCAGCUUCCCUCUAUCCACAGAUUACAGAAGAAGAGGGUUGGUUUAGGCGAACCUGUUUCGUGUCUCAGUCUCACUCCUCCGUUGUCACCCUUUUUUUUGCACUGUCGAAGAGGCGAAGCUUCCCGGUGGCUGUGGUGUCUCCUACCCUGUCUUGUCCCUGUCUCUCUCUGUCCCAUGGUGUGACCAGCCCCGAGGUAUCGAUUUGAACAGGUGGGAGUAGGAUUCUACUGGAGCUCAGCUCUACAGCAUGGGCUCUGACGAGGCGUACAACUUUGUUUUCAAAGUGGUUUUAAUAGGUGAAUCCGGUGUGGGGAAAAGCAACCUGCUGUCCCGUUUCACCAAGAAUGAGUUCAACCACGACAGCCGCACCACCAUCGGUGUGGAGUUUAGCACGCGCACCGUCCAGCUGGAUACCUUCACCAUCAAGGCUCAGAUCUGGGACACGGCCGGGCUGGAACGCUACAGGGCCAUUACCUCUGCGUAUUACAGGGGGGCAGUAGGAGCUCUGCUGGUCUACGACAUCACCAAGCAUCUGACCUAUGAGAGCGUGGAGCGCUGGCUGAAGGAGCUGUACGACCACGCGGACCCCCACAUUGUGGUCAUGCUGGUGGGCAACAAGACAGACCUGGAGACCCAGAGGACCGUGCCUACGGAGGAGGCUAAGGACUUUGCAGAGAAGAAGAAUGUGUUAUUCAUGGAAACCUCCGCUCUGGACUCCAGCAAUGUUGAGACAGCCUUCCAUGACGUGCUCUCAGCCAUCCACAAGAAGGUGGCCAGUCGCGAGGUGACCCGGGGGUCCAUCAGCGCCGUGACCCUGUCCAGCCCGACGGGCCCGGCCAGCGAGGCCCAGGCGGAGCGUAAGACCUGCUGUAAGAACCUCUGACCCAUCCACAACCUUUUCAGAAGAAUAAUGUUCAAAACGUUUCUUUUUUAAAUAAAUAUAUAUAUGUAUUAAGACUUUACUCCACACUGCUAAUUCUGUAAAGGUGGAGAAUGAGUGUCCUGAAAAUGCAUCCACUCGAGUGUGAAUGUUUUUGUCAAUAAAGCUGGCCUAUUUUA
This is a messenger RNA of Hypomesus transpacificus, 1136 nucleotides long. RefSeq names its product ras-related protein Rab-25-like. Gene Ontology annotation, molecular function: GTPase activity; GTP binding. Gene Ontology annotation, cellular component: recycling endosome. The record is from RefSeq and is a predicted model, not a curated record. Lineage: Eukaryota; Metazoa; Chordata; Actinopteri; Osmeriformes; Osmeridae. Gene Ontology annotation, biological process: exocytosis. The transcript has 5 exons. Bases 325 to 960 code for a protein of 211 amino acids.